UAGAGGCACACCGCGUCUACACAUCCCGCCAAACACGCCCAACAUGGCCACAACAGAUCCUUUUGAUGCAGCGCUCGACCUCCUCCGCCGCCUUCCACCCUCCUCCACCCAGCAAAACCUCAACGGCAUCAUCUCUCUCCAACCUUCGCUGGAAGAAGACCUUCUCUCCUCCGUCGAUGUCGCUUUGACAUCCAAACGCUGCACCAAAACUGGCCGCGACUACCUCUGCUGCGACUACAACCGCGACGGAGACUCGUACCGCUCGCCCUGGUCCAAUGAAUUCGAGCCUCCGAUAGCCGAAGACGAUGCCGCCGACUUGAUCCCCUCUGGUCGCGUACGCCGCAUGGAGGAAGUCUUGAACCAAGGCGUCGAUGUCUACCGAGAGCUGUACUACGAAGGUGGCAUUAGCAGCGCUUACCUCUGGGCACUGGACGAGGGAUUCGCAGGCGUAGUGCUGUUCAAGAAGAGCGUGAGUGGAUCGGCUGCAGGAAAAGGCGGUUGGGACAGUAUCCAUGUGCUGGAAGUCAACGAAGCCGCGACGAAGAGAAGCGCGCACUAUAAAUUGACAUCAACAGUCAUUCUGGAUCUCGGGCUGCAAUCGAAUGCCGUGGAUAACCUAGAACUGGCGGGGAAUUUGACGAGACAGACACAACAAGACAGUCCUUUGCAGGGACUCCGGGAUGCCGAGAUCGAACAGAGUCACGUCGUCAACAUCGGCAGGAUGGUGGAAGAUAUGGAGACGAGGAUGAGGAAUAUGCUACAAGAGGUGUAUUUCGGGAAAGCGAAGGAUGUGGUCGGCGAUCUGAGGAGUAUACAGCCGCUGAGCGAGGCGGAGAAAGAUCGUGCGGCGCAUAGGGAGGUGAUCGAUAAGAUGGGGCGAUGAGAGAGUGAUACAGACUGGCGCGGAAGCUGCGUGGUCAGGCGUGCGCAAAUGGACGGCAGUGGCC
Messenger RNA from Cercospora beticola, 947 nucleotides. It is a transcript of the gene CAP2, whose product is annotated as F-actin-capping protein subunit beta. The record is from RefSeq and is a predicted model, not a curated record. Lineage: Eukaryota; Fungi; Ascomycota; Dothideomycetes; Mycosphaerellales; Mycosphaerellaceae. Gene Ontology annotation, cellular component: cytoplasm; actin cortical patch; F-actin capping protein complex. Gene Ontology annotation, biological process: actin cytoskeleton organization; barbed-end actin filament capping; cell morphogenesis. Gene Ontology annotation, molecular function: actin filament binding.